Pogona vitticeps (central bearded dragon) is the source of this 4038-nucleotide messenger RNA. It is a transcript of the gene VTA1, whose product is annotated as vesicle trafficking 1. Gene Ontology annotation, biological process: late endosome to vacuole transport via multivesicular body sorting pathway. The record is from RefSeq and is a predicted model, not a curated record. Gene Ontology annotation, cellular component: multivesicular body. Lineage: Eukaryota; Metazoa; Chordata; Lepidosauria; Squamata; Agamidae.
ACUACGCAUGCGCUCUUAAGCGGAGCCGGCUGAAAUUACCACCACCACCCCCCGAGUCACCGCGCCGGAAACGGAACUGCCUGGGAUAGGCAAAUCAAAUCCGUAGUAGUCACCGUAGUGGGGUUUCUAAGCCGGAGCUGUUGACGUUGGCUCUUAUGCGUUAUGGCAGCCUCGGGCCUUCCGCCGUUGCCGGCGCAGUUGAAGCCCAUUCAGCAUUUUCUGAGAACCGCCCAAGAGCUGGAGAAACGGGAGCCUGUGGUGGCCUAUUACUGCCGUUUGUAUGCUAUGCAGACAGGGAUGAAGAUUGACAGUAAAAAUCCAGAAUGUCGCAAAUUUCUAUGCAAGCUUAUGGAUCAACUUGAAGGUCUGAAGAAGCAGUUGGCUGAUAAUGAAGCAGUUACCCAAGAAAUAGUUGGCUGUGCCCAUGUGGAGAAUUAUGCAUUGAAAAUGUUUCUUUAUGCAGAUAAUGAAGAUCGAGCUGGACGGUUUCACAAAAACAUGAUUAAGUCUUUUUAUACGGCAAGUCUUCUAAUAGAUGUCCUGACUGUGUUUGGAGAACUAACAGAUGAGAAUGUUCAACACAGAAAAUAUGCCAGAUGGAAGGCAGCAUACAUUCAUAAUUGUUUGAAGAAUGGAGAGACUCCACAGUCUGGACCUGUUGCAAUGGAAGGAGAAUAUGAUGAAAACGAAGAUGAUGGCUCCCCUGCUCUGCCCAGUCAAGAAUCUGAACCAUCAUCAUCCACAUUUGAACCAAGCAAUGUGCCCACAAGCAAUUACACUGGCAUUCAGAUCCCACCUGGUGCCCAUGCUCCAGCUAAUACUCCCGCUGAAGUGCCUCAUAGCACAGGUGUGGCAAGCAGCACAAUUCAACCCAGUCCACAGAAUGUUCCAAUAGUUGACCCUACACUUUACAAUAUCCAACCUGCAGGGGAAGUUCGUUUGAGUCCUGAGGACUUUGCCAAGGCCCAGAAAUAUUGCAAAUAUGCUGGCAGUGCUUUACAGUAUGAAGAUGUGAACACUGCUGUGCAGAAUCUACAGAAAGCCCUCAAGUUACUGACUACAGGCAGAGAAUGAUGCCUUUGUCUACUGGAUUCAUGAGUUUUGCCUAAAGAACUAACAGUCCAUUACUCCUACUGUCAACCUGUCAGGGAAACACAGUUGCACAAAAGCUUUUGAUUUCUGCAACAAGGAAACAAAGUCUGUGUCUCUGUAUCAAAUUCUUUCUAUAGUCUAGUCUGGAGCUAUGGCCUGUCUCCAUUUUUUUGACAGUGAAACAAGGAUGAUUUGGGGACAGUGGUUUGAAUUGAGAACACCAUUUCUGAGCACUUCUGGUGCAAGUGCUGCUGAAAGUUCACGACGUAUCCUGUUCUUUCUAUAACCUUGACGAAGGAAGGGGGACAUCUCUUAGAGUGUGUAUUUGGAAUUUGUCACAAGUACGAGGUAAAAUUGGAAAUGCAGUAUAGUUUUAAAGAAAAAGUUUAGUUAAUUGGGGGCAGAAGGCAGAAAACCACAUCAUAAGGUUUGUGAUGUGGCACCAAAAGAAAGACAGAGGAGACAUUUUAGGAGCUGUCAAAUCAAGUGAGAAGAGCCGGAAUUUUCAAGAACCAUCUAAAUGAUUCCUGACUGCCACACUCAUCCAGGCUGUAUGGUCUGUUGUGGUUUAGGAUUUUUCUUUUUCUUUGCAUGUUGUAUAUCCUUCUUGAGUGUAAAAGGAAUCAAAUGGAAGGUACAGCUGAAGGCUGAAACCCAGCUCCAAAUAUUCUGAAUUUUUGAAAGCAUCUGCUUUUAGUUCUAAGAAAGUUACCAUAGUUCUAAUUAUCUGAACUAUGAUGGUGAGCUGUUUGCUGAGUCUUUUUACUUGCACCUUUUGCCAAACAAUACAGUUGCUACCUAAAUUUCAUUUUUUUUCAACUAAUACUGUCUUGUAGGCUCCAUUAAAGCACAUUUGACCUUGUACAUGUGGUGUUGAAUUACUAGUAUAAUGUUAAAACCCAUACAUGCUGUUUUCACAGUGAACAGGGGCUGCAGACAAGCUUUCGGGUAGAAAGGCUGCAAAUAAGAAAGGUGACUCGCUCCCAGUCUCUCUCACACACAUACAAACCACAUAGAAUCAAUGUUCUGGGUUCAGCAGAAUACAUCUUUAUUCUAAUAAAGCGAUUGCCAGAAAUUAAUUCCUGUUAUGGAGUGAUAUGCUUUGAUUAAAUUAGCAGGAGAUUGGACUUGAUGGCCUUGUAGGACCCUUCCAACUUCACUUUUCUAUGAUUCUAUGAUAGAAGGGAAAACAUAUUAGGCAACACUUUUCAAGGGAAAAGUGCUUUAAAAAUAGAAAGCUAAUGCUACUUGAAGGUAGAGGUUCAUGGUUUUAUGACAACAGAUGAUUCCAGGAGCAAAAGUAGCCCUUCUGUGCAUAUAAUAUCCCUUCCACACACCAGAGGAAAAAGUGAGGAUCCAAAUUCCCAUAGCACUUUCCAAUAUCUAUGGCGUUUUAGUUCUCAAAAAUAGUUGUAUGUUACUGGCAAGAGAGUUUUGUUUUAGAAAGUUUCCACAUUCAACCAUGCCAGCAGAAGUUGGAGAAUACACUAUUUUCUAAUUCUGGAAUUUGUAAAUAUUCCAGGAUUCCCCUGGAUGAAAAGUACUAGCCAGAACAAGGUUGCUUCCCUGGCUUUGCUAAACUGAGCAGGCUGGAAUCUCCAGUCAUGGAGAGAACAGAGAAUUCCAAAGUGCGUUCUUUGGAAGCUACUUACGCAACUCAAGCAAGCCAAACACAACAAAGGGCAGUAUUUGCAUGCGUGGCAACAAUGACAACCAACAUUCUUCUGUAUUGUAGCAGCUGCAUUUCUAAUCCAUUUGAUAUUACGUGUUUAUUAUAUUGCUAUAUUGUUCAAUUGCCAAAGUUCAGUAUGCCCUGAAAAAAUGUUUUUAAAUAGAACUACUUUUCUCAGCCUGUAUCUUCCAGAUCCUUGGACUACAAUCCCCACCAUCCCGGUAAGGACACCUGUUUUGGGAUGAUGGGACUUGUUGGCCAACACAUCUGGAGAGGGCUACUGACACAUUGAACAAGCUAUCCACAUGUAUAAUGGUGGUUUAAAUUUCAUUUAAAAUAGACUAAAUGCAUUUUGCACAUCAUGACAUUUCAGUGUCUUUUAAUCAUUUUCCCAGCAAUGAGAUAAAAGGGCAGAGUUGUCUGAUAGUAAAAAUCCACACAAAUUUACAGAAAGGAACAGAAGAGAAACAUCAAAUCUGAAGCCAAUUUUUAUUUCCCUGUAUCAUCUGUUAAGUUGUUCAGCUUAUGCACAACAAAAGGCUGAAACAAUUCUGAAUAUUUUGUUAUUUUGGUGUAACUUCCUGAUACCUAUUCUGUGGUCACUUUCUGCAUACCAGGAAACGAGGUGAGGCCAUAAUCAAGUUAAAUUAGAGAUUAGAGUGUGCUAUAAGUAUAAGGGAAUCUAUUUAGAGACCGAAAAGAUACCAAAAUAAAUUCCAGAAUUUGAAGAACCUUAUUAACUUGCUUCCUUUAUCUUUGAUGCAUUAAAACCCAGUAUCCAAUCUUUUAAAUUAUACACAUCUAAGUGACCAGUCUCCAUUGUGAGAAUUGAUGAGAAAAAAAAAUCAGUAAUGUUACAGUUUCAGCCCUAGACACUCAUUUUGCAGCCCUGCUAGUUCUCUUCUGUCUCCAGGCUAUAGCGUGUGCUGCUAUGCGAGAGAGAGAGAAUAGUCCACUACUAUUCCUUCAUUUUGUUUUAGUUGCAUUCCACCUAUGUGCAUUUCAGUACUGUAUAGUGUUCUCUUCUAAGCUUCUGCACCUUUCCUUACACUGUGUUGUUCCUUUUGGUUGGUCUGAACGUUCCAUGUACUGUACUUUGCUUUCUCUGCUGCAGAACUGUGUAAUCUGGGACAGGCAUUUUAUGAACUAUUCUUUUUUGGAAAACUCCUGAAGUUUCCAAGUCAACUUGGAAUCCAGUUGUUCCUCACUCCCUCUCAGCUGUAUGUUCCAGAUUUUUCUCCUUCAUUAGAUUAUACUAAAAACCUAUAACACUA